GCUUCUAUCGCGGAAAAAUUCCCUCGAUUUCUCAUCAUAGGAUUGGACAGGGGAGCGCGCCACUUUCGCACGCAUGCGCUUCACUAUUGGCGGGGAUCUGCAACGAUAGAAACGUUAAUGGCGGUUCAUUUAAAAUAAAUUGAAUAUUUAUAUAUUCAGUUUUAGGAUUUAUAUUGAAAUACACAGUCGGUUGAUUAAGUGUAAAAGUUCAACUUUUCCUCAAUGAAUUUCCAAUAUGCAUUCCGUACCCAAUAAGAAAAUAGGAGAUUUUCUGAGAAUGACUAAAAAAAACAUUCUCCUAUUGAAAAUGGAAUGCGUUACGAAAUUUACAGAGAAAAAGUGCUACAACCUUUAAUCAGCUGCCUCGACGUGGCAUUAGUUAACAUUUCAUCGAACACGAUAUGACUUACGUCGACAUACGAUAUGACGAAUACGUGCUACAUAUAUAUUACGCAUGCAAAUGCAAAUCGCUUUUGUCUUUGCCAUUGUUCCGACAGUUCAGUUUUACGUUACUUGAUGUUAAUUGCUGUUACUUUAAUUUUCCGUUCUAUGCGUUCUGUCAUGAGGACACGUGUUUAACAUGGUUACAGAAGGUGAUUGUUCCUGCACCGACACGACGGAACCGUCCAAUAUAACCUCUUUACAUACCGAUGACGUAAACUCUACCAGGAAUUCCGGCGCGCAUCUGUACGCCAAAACGAGCGGCAACGGAAAUGACGCCGCUGAGAAAUCUAAAGAAACGGGUCGCGAAUAUUCCCCAAAUACGCCGCCAGGUACGAGUCAUCGUGGAAAUGCGAAAUCGGUUCCGAUAAAACUGGAUCGCCAAUCGCAGCAGGACAGUCCGAGGAAUCCGCACCCGACGACUACGGCGGUAACGACAUCGCAAUUCCCGCAGAGUUUCCCGUGUCUCUGUCACACUCAUAAAAUCAACGGUUACGUUCUGCCGGUGAAGCUCGAGGAAGAACAUCCACAAUCGAGACCGUUCUGGAGCCGUUUCAGAUGGAAACGGCCAAGGAACGUGUAUUGCGGCAAGGAGAACAGGAUGUACGAGAUAAAGCUGAAGCAAAUUCAAUGUUCUCACUACGCCGAAAUGCGAGCAAAUGGCGCGCGUAAACAGCGAGCCGAUGCCGCUCGUGAACUUCAACAGCCUUUCGUCUGUUGUGACAUAUCGGAUGGGAUACCGAGUAAAAACGAUAAGUCCCACGAUCUUCCUGGCAAAUCGAAACUGCCCAAGCACCAGACGAGAACGAAACUCAAGAGGGAAGAAGCUGUAGAGAAGAUCGAGAUUUAUUACUUCGAUCAUGGGAACUCUGAAUAUUACCAAACAACAGAUUGCCAUCCUGUGUUAAUUACGGAUAAGUGUGCCGAGAAGACGGACCAAGCGGCGACUCGCUUCUGGGCGGAAAUUUUCGGCACGAUUCACAUCGGCACGGCAUUCGUCAUAGCUUUUAUCCUGCAGCUUCUUCGUUUCGUGCUGUACAGCGUAAUCCGGCCGUUGACAGUGGGAAUAUUGCAGUUGAUAGCGGAUUACUUCGUGAAACCUCUGCUUUCCAUCGUGUUCAACGCUCUUAUACAGCCAAUAUUGAUACUAUUCUACAAUAUCGCCACGUCAUUGAGAGAUCUCUGCGAGCCGAUAGCCGAAGCAAUCGGUCUGUUUCUUAGGGAGAUAGCAACUCUUUGCGCCGCGAUCAGACUCGUAGAAGUGAAGCACGUUCACCCGCCAACUACCACUUCUACUUGAGAAAGAUGGCUCGCAGAUGGCGAUGAAGUGAUACACUAAAAAAUAUCUUGACUUAUUACAAAUAUAUCUAACGAGAAGUAAGUAAAUUACUUCGAGAAACGAAAAUCGCUUGAAAUUAGAUUAAGUAUCCAAGACUUACGAUAAAGAGUUUUCAAUGUGCAGCAGAGGCGAUUAAUCCCGGAGGAUCAACGCGAUUCUUUGUGCCGCGAACAGAAUCGCGCAAGUCGAAUCUUGAGCAAAGAAAUUCACAUCCUCACUUGCGACUUGUCACCAAUAACACGUGCCUUAACACCAGG
Messenger RNA from Odontomachus brunneus, 2037 nucleotides. RefSeq lists its product as uncharacterized. Lineage: Eukaryota; Metazoa; Arthropoda; Insecta; Hymenoptera; Formicidae. The record is from RefSeq and is a predicted model, not a curated record. Bases 581 to 1741 code for a protein of 386 amino acids. The transcript is spliced from 5 exons.